AUGUCCACAACGGCAACCGACAAGCUACCCACAUAUUUCAUUGGCCAUGGUGGGGUGAGCAUCCUCUUCAAACCCGGGUAUGGACCCGUUCAACAGGAUCUGCGCGAGAUUGGCAAGGAAAUCAAAGCCCUGAAGCCGGAGGCAAUUGUCAUCACCUGUGGCCACUUUCAGAGCGAGAAUGAUACUAUCCAGGUAAACCUGAAAGAACCGACAAAGGUCUGGCAUGACCUGGGUCCCUCCUGGCAUACUACAUUCCCGCAUGUCUUUGAAUAUCAAUAUCCGCACAAGUCUUCCAAGGCUCUGGGUGAGAAAGUGCUGCAGCAUUUGGUCGACCAAGGGAUUAAAGCGGAGGGCGUGGAGCGUGAUCUUGACCAUGGGGUAUGGGUACCCUUCAAACUCAUGUUCCCGGAAGGAGAGGAUGAACUGGAUGUCCCCAUCCUGGAAGUUUCCACCUAUGAUGGCAACGAUCUCACGGCACAUAUUCAACUUGGCGAAGCUCUUUCUUCGCUGCCUGGUCGUAUCCUUAUAAUUGGAUCAGGAAUGAUAGUCCACAAUCUUCGUGCAACUCGCGAGGGGACCGCCGGCACAACGGUGGCUAGGUCGGUGGAAGAAGCGGCCUUGAAGUCACUCGCUGCGCUGAGUCCGCGGGACAGAGACGCCCAGUUCCUAAACUUCCAGAAACGUGACGACUGGGUUGACGCUCAUCCUACCGAGGAACAUGUUCUACCCUUAUAUGUCACGUUGGGAGCCGGGCGGCAGUGGCCGGAAUAUAAGGUGUGGAAUCAGGAUCGGUACAUCAUAGGCCAGUCCUAUCUCUCAUUUCGGCUUGGGGCGCUGCCUAUCACAAGUAACGAAUUAGGGGGUCGUCUCUAA
Aspergillus ibericus CBS 121593 is the source of this 873-nucleotide messenger RNA. RefSeq names its product DODA-type extradiol aromatic ring-opening family dioxygenase. Bases 1 to 873 code for a protein of 290 amino acids. NCBI's taxonomy places the organism in Eukaryota, Fungi, Ascomycota, Eurotiomycetes, Eurotiales, Aspergillaceae. The record is from RefSeq and is a predicted model, not a curated record. The transcript has 5 exons. Gene Ontology annotation, molecular function: oxidoreductase activity, acting on single donors with incorporation of molecular oxygen; zinc ion binding; ferrous iron binding.